Molecule: messenger RNA, 1298 nt
Organism: Actinia tenebrosa (Australian red waratah sea anemone)
Lineage: Eukaryota; Metazoa; Cnidaria; Anthozoa; Actiniaria; Actiniidae
Source: RefSeq, a predicted model, not a curated record
AUUGUAAUCAUCGACGUAUGUUCUUUGAAAAUAAAGUAUCUAUUCUAUUCUAUUCUGACUUCUAACAGGUAGCCCAGGUAAAACGAAGGAAACUGCAUUUCAGCAUAAUUCGUCCACAAGUACUCACUUUUUCAGGCAUAAUAACGUAGACUGAAAGUGCAACAACGACACGAUGCGACCAGCGAUGCGACUCAUCAUUUCAGUUUUUUCGGUCUGGGUUUUACUUUUGGUUUUGGUUUUGGGGUACUACUUGCAGUGGGAACGUGGCAUGCGCAAAGUCUGGUGGUCAGCAAAAGACGAAGUAACAGCCAUAGAAGGAGAGUCARCGACAUUGGCUUGGUCUAUUAACUUAACAGACUCUGACGUUAACGAACAUUGGACUUUUGUCAAAAUUUUCCACGCAGAAGAACCAAAUACGGUGGAACUAGUGACAUUCAAGAGAAGAGGGGGAACACUCAUCGAAAAUCCAAGCUAUAACAGUCGUAUAUCAGACAUGACCUUUAGCAUCUUCCAGCGUUUCCCUAUUGUGACCAUACGAUUCACAAUGGCGAACUUAGUCAGAGCUACGGAUAUGAAAAGUUACAAAGCUAUGGUUGGAUUUAAUUCUGUUGCUUCUACUUAUCCUGGUGUUAUUCUUCUGACUAUACUAGUCAAACCUCAUUCUACCGAAUUAAAGAUUAAGCCAGAAAAGAACGCUUACUGUCUUGGAGAUAAGGUUAUUGUCACAUGCAAAGCUGAUGGUAUCCCACCACCACAUAUCUCUUUGUUCCUUAACGGCAAAUCAAUUAAAAGUGAAAUUACAAGUGUUGCAGUGACUCUAUCACUCAAUGUCAAGGGAGAGAACAAAUUGGACUGUGUACCCAUUAAUACUGCAGGAAUUGGUCAGACGAGAAACGUAAAGCUUGUUGUAAAAGGCAAAGAGUGGGGUGGCAAGACCGUAGUCAUUGCUUUUGGCAUCAUUGUUACAUUAGUGUUGGUUGUUAUAUACUGCAAACCAAGAGGCAAAGAGUGGGGUGGCAAGACCGUAGUCAUUGGUUUUGGCAUCAUUUGUAUGUUAGUGGUGGCUGUUUUGGUUGUUAUAUACUGCAGUCCAAGAGAAACGAAACAAAAAAUUAUGGAAGAAGUCAUGGAAGAAAAGAAUUCGCCACAGUGUGAAGAUAGAGACGUGAUCGUGAACCCAGCAGAAUACCAGUAUGAACUCUGAAAAGUCUGAGAAACAAAAGCAGAAAGCUGAGAGUUUAUCUUCAAACGUAUUCGUCCAAGUAUACCGAAGUCCUCCAAGCUUCAUUGUUAUGGAA